GGGGCUUUUCUGGACGUACUAAAAGCGUACGCGAGCGCUCUUUUCUGUCCUGUACGGAGGAGCACGUGUGACUGAACGGUUUGUACCUGCGCCACUGUCCCAUUAUCAGCUUUACUGUAAAAACAACCUUCAGUCAUGGUCAAGCUUGCCAAGGCAGCUAAAAAGCAAGCGCCUCCGAAGAAAAAGGCACCUCCACCUCCCAAAGAUGUGGAAGAAGAGUCGAGCGAGGAUGAGGAGGAAGAAGAGGCGCCACCAGCUAAAGCUGUAGCGAAGAAGAAAGCGGCUCCGGCGAAGGCCGUGAAGAACGGGAAAGCUGCUGCCAAACAGGAGAGCGACGAUGAUGAAGAAUCUGAAGAGGAAGCUCCUCCCCCAAAGAAGGCCACGCCUGCUAAAGCAGCUGCUCCUGCCAAGAAGGCAGCGCCUGCUGAGGAGUCCGAGGAGGAUGAUGAGGAUGAUGAAGAUGACGAAUCUGAGGAAGAGCCGCCUCCACCUCCCAAGAAGACUCCUGCCAAAGCCACCAAGAAAGCCGCUCCUGCAGCGAAGGAGGAGUCUGAGGAGGACGAGGAAGAUGACGACGAUGAUGAUGAGGAGAUGGACACGACUCCGGCACCCAAAAAGGCAGGAAUGGUGAAAGCAAAGGAGGAAUCGGAAGAGGAUGAUGAUGAUGAGGAGGAGGAGGAUGAUGAUGAAGAAGAAACCCCGGUCACUCCGGCGAAAAGAAAAGCUGAGACCAAAAAAGAAAAGGAAACGCCGCCGGCAAAGAAAGCUAAAACUGACGGUGAAGGUUUCAGUCUCUUCUUGGGCAACUUGAACCACGAUAAAGACUUUGAUGAAAUUAAGUCCGCAAUCGCGAAGUUCUUCUCAAAGGAAGGCCUUGAAAUUCAGGACGUCCGAGUUGGCGGGACCAAGAAAUUCGGCUACGUUGACUUCGCGUCAGAGGAAGAGCUGCAGAAGGCUUUGGGGCUCAACGGCAAGAAGCUGAUGGGCCAACCGGUGAAACUCGACAAGGCCAAAAGCAAAGAAAACUCCCAGGACAGCAAAAAAGAGAGAGAUUCACGCACUUUGUUCGUGAAGAACCUGCCGUACUCUGUAACGCAGGAGGAGCUGAAGGAAAUCUUUGACCAGGCUGUUGAUAUCCGGAUACCGAUGGGCAACAGCGGUUCUAGCAGAGGCAUCGCUUACCUCGAGUUCAAGUCCGAGGCAAUUGCCGAGAAGGCCAUGGAGGAGGCGCAAGGGUCGGAUGUUCAGGGCCGGUCUAUCAUCAUAGACUUCACCGGAGAGAAGAGCCAGAAGGGCGGCAGAGCUACUGCCGCUGCAAACAAAGUACUAGUUGUGAACAACCUAGCGUUCACGGCGAAUGAAGACGCCCUCCAGAGUGUGUUUGAGAAGGCCGUGUCCAUCAGAAUACCACAGAACAACGGCAGACCGAAGGGAUUUGCGUUUUUAGAGUUUGAGAACGUGGAGGAUGCCAAGGAGGCGCUGGAGAACUGCAACAACACAGAAAUCGAGGGCAGAAGUAUCAGAUUAGAGUUCAGUCAGAGCGAAAGAGAUCGAAGCAGUGGAGGAGGAAGAGGAGGCUCUGGACCUACAAAAACCCUGUUUGUCAAAGGCCUGUCAGAAGACACCACAGAUCACUCUCUGAAAGAGGCUUUUGAUGGAGCAGUCAACGCCAGAAUCGUCACAGACAGAGACACCGGCUCGUCUAAAGGGUUUGGUUUCGUAGACUUCGAUAGCGAAGAAGACUGCAAGGCGGCCAAAGAGGCCAUGGAUGACGGAGAGAUCGACGGAAACAGAGUCACGCUGGACUACGCCAAGCCCAAGGGCGAGGGCGGCCGAGGGGGCGGCAGAGGAGGUUUCGGGGGUGGUUUCGGAGGACGCGGCGGUGGACGAGGCGGGUUCGGAGGCCGAGGGGGCGGCAGGGGCGGCGGCUUCAGGGGAGGACGAGGAGGAAGAGGAGGCGGUGGCUUCAGAGGAGGAAGAGGCGGUGGGUGUCAAUCAAUCUAGUGAUGCAUUUAUAGA
Cyprinus carpio (common carp) is the source of this 2019-nucleotide messenger RNA. RefSeq names its product nucleolin. The record is from RefSeq and is a predicted model, not a curated record. Gene Ontology annotation, molecular function: RNA binding. Lineage: Eukaryota; Metazoa; Chordata; Actinopteri; Cypriniformes; Cyprinidae.